Bombus terrestris (buff-tailed bumblebee) is the source of this 525-nucleotide messenger RNA. RefSeq names its product von Hippel-Lindau disease tumor suppressor. Bases 1 to 525 code for a protein of 174 amino acids. The transcript is spliced from 2 exons. The record is from RefSeq and is a predicted model, not a curated record. NCBI's taxonomy places the organism in Eukaryota, Metazoa, Arthropoda, Insecta, Hymenoptera, Apidae.
AUGGGGGAGAGCCAGCAACAACAUGAGCCCCUGCUUCGUUCGAUCAACAACGUGUACGUGUCCCUCGUUAGGUUCAUCAACAAGACGAUGCGCAACGUCGUUCUCUACUGGAUUGAUUAUCAAGGUCGGGCUGUCAGCUACGGUGUAUUGUCGCCUGACGAUUGUCUCGACAUCGACACGUUCGUUACGCAUCCGUGGAUCUUCGUCGACCAAGAAACCAAAGAAAGGUACACAGUGAACCAGAAGGACGUGUUCUUCCCGAGGCCGAGUCCGUUGUUGUUAGUAAGGCAGGAACGUCGCUAUCCCAUCAGGGUGGCUUUGCAUCCCCGUCGAAGACGCGUAAGGAUCGACGUCUUCAUCACGCUACCAGUUUAUAGCCUGCGCGAGCUGUGUCUGAGGUCCAUCAGGCGUCUUUUGACGCACGAUGAACAGGCGUUUCAGCUCGACAUUCCGAGGAGCCUUCAGUGCGAGCUCGCGGUCAUGCUGCUGAAAAACGAGGCACUAAAUAACCCUCCAAACUUGUAG